This is a messenger RNA of Peronospora matthiolae, 270 nucleotides long. The record is from the annotation of a GenBank genome assembly. Lineage: Eukaryota; Oomycota; Peronosporomycetes; Peronosporales; Peronosporaceae.
AUGUGCGCCACGGUUGGAAACGGCCAUAGCGACAGCGUACAAAGCGAAGAUCUUGGUGCUGCUGAACAUGGUUGGGGGUUUCAGAUGCAGAGGAAGCUCGGCCGAGUCAACAGAGGAAAGAAAGAGCUUGAGAUGGGGAACUUGGCUCGAGUACAACAGAAGCGCAAGGCGGUAAAUGCGAGAAUGAGCAGUCUGUGGUGGGGCUCGCGGACCGCUAUGCAAGACUUGGAGCUACUUGACUUGCAACUUGCUCGACAGAUGUUUGUGUGA